Lates calcarifer (barramundi perch) is the source of this 8684-nucleotide messenger RNA. RefSeq names its product NACHT, LRR and PYD domains-containing protein 12. The transcript is spliced from 31 exons. NCBI's taxonomy places the organism in Eukaryota, Metazoa, Chordata, Actinopteri, Centropomidae. The record is from RefSeq and is a predicted model, not a curated record. The coding region runs from base 714 to 7382 and encodes 2222 amino acids. Gene Ontology annotation, molecular function: protein binding.
AUUAUUUCUCUGUCACAGGGUGUAGUUUAGUCUCACGGUGACUGAGUAAUCUGUCUGACAGAACAGAAGGUUUACCGGAAAAUAACCGUUUUAUUAAAAAUGAAGUCUUCGUUUCCGGGUUGGCAGCUAACACCAAACAAACUGCCAGAAAACUUCUCAGAAGUUAAAAGUUAAAUUCCCGCUCGCACGUUGAGCUGUAAGUGAUUGCAAAAAGUUAAAAGCGACUUUAAAUGAUGGUUGUUUAACAGUUUGUGUCCGUUGGCAGCAGCUGACCGCUGUUGCGCAGUUUUUAUUUCAGGGCGCGAACUGUGGAGGCGAACCUGUUCUGUGCGCGCGAACAGAGACGAAGUGGCGUCAGUUGAAGUAGAUAAAGAGUAAAAAAACGGAGAGAAAAGAAGUUUCUCAUGUGUGUGUCUCAUGAGUGUUAAUAUCAAGUCUACAAAUUAUGAUAAGUAUCAUUACUGAGUUUUUACUGUAAGUCUGUCAAACGUACAUUUAGAAAAAUAACCAUUUAACUAUUUAGAAAGAUAACCAUAUCAUGUUGUUUCCUUUUUAUUUUCCUAUUAUAUUUUCUUCACUCUCACAGAGAAAUAUAACACGUGACGUUUAUCUGAAGUCUGACCAGUUGUUGGGUUUAAACCACCAUCAGGCAAUUGCCAAAUGGAGUCAUUGCUCCACCUCUGAAUGUUACAGGUUUACCUCUCAGACUGGACAUGAUGUGGACAGAGGAGGACAGAGCAGAGUCUCCAGUAUCCAGCUGUCUGUCUAUGAAGAGUGACUGGUCCAAAGAUUUAAAUCCUCCAGUCUUCAGUAAUGGACCUGGACCCUGGAGUCAUUGGAGACAGUUUGAACCACACAGAGCAGAGUCUCCAGUAUCCAGCUGUCUGUCUAUGAAGAGUGACUGGUCCAAAGAUUUAAAUCCUCCAGUCUUCAGUAAUGGACCUGGACCCUCAAAGAGUCAUUGGAGACAGUUUCCACAACACAGAGCAGAGUCUUCAGUAUCCAGCUGUCUGUCUAUGAAGAGUGACUGGUCCAAAGAUUUAAAUCCUCCAGUCUUCAGUAAUGGACCUGGACCCUGGAGUCAUUGGAGACAGUUUCCACAAAACAGAGCAGAGUCUCCAGUAUCCAGCUGUCUGUCUAUGAAGAGUGACUGGUCCAAAGAUUUAAAUCCUCCAGUCUUCAGUAAUGGACCUGGACCCUGGAGUCAUUGGAGACAGUUUCCACAACACAGAGCAGAGUCUUCAGUAUCCAGCUGUCUGUCUAUGAAGAGUGACUGGUCCAAAGAUUUAAAUCCUCCAGUCUUCAGUAAUGGACCUGGACCCUGGAGUCAUUGGAGACAGUUUCCACAAAAGAGGAAGAGGAGUCAUGUUCCUGUGGAGCAGCAGCUGUCCUGCUGUGAUCUGUGUCAGGACGUCCUGAAGGAUCCAGUCUCUACCAGCUGUGGACACUGGUUCUGCAGACAGUGCAUCACCUCAUACUGGGACCAGUCUGGUCCAUCAGGAGACUCCUCCUGUCCCCAGUGUGGACAAAGACCCAGACCAGGACCUGGACUGCAGACAGCAGAUAGUGGUCUGCAGGAGGUUUUAGAUGAACAUAAGAUCAGUCUGAGGAGGAGAUGUGAACGUGUGACUGAAGGAACUGAUGGAACAGGAAGUAGAACCCUCCUCAACAGGAUCUACACUGAGCUCUACAUCACAGAGGGACAGAGUGAAGAGGUUAAUACCCAACAUGAGGUGAGGCAGCUGGAGAUCAAGAUGGAGACCCUCCAUGACACUCCAAUCAGGUGCCAGGACGUCUUUAAAGCCUUACCUGAGCAACAGAGACCCAUCAGAGUGGUUCUGACCAACGGCGUCGCUGGUGUUGGAAAAACCUUCUCAGUGCAGAAGUUCACUCUGGACUGGGCAGAGGGCUUGGAAAACCAAGAUGUCAGUCUGCUGGUUCUGCUUUCGUUCAGGGAAAUGAACCUGAUCAGAGAUGAGCAGUACAGUCUUCUCACGCUGCUCCAUGUUUUCCAUCCAACAUUACAGAAGGUCACAGCAGAGAAGCUGGCUGUCUGUAAAGUUCUGUUCAUCUUUGACGGCCUGGAUGAAAGCAGACUUUCACUGGAUUUCAACAACAGGAAGGUUGUGUCUGACGUCACGCAGAAGUCAUCAGUCAACGAGCUGCUGACAAACCUCAUCCAGGGGAAUCUGCUUCCCUCGGCUCUGGUCUGGAUAACUUCCAGACCUGCAGCGGCCAAUCAGAUCCCUCCUUCAUGUGUUGACAGGGUAACAGAAGUACGAGGCUUCACUGACCCACAGAAGGAGGAGUACUUCAGGAGGAGAUCCAGUGAUGAAGAGCUGUCCAACAGAACCAUCUCACACAUCAAGACCUCCAGGAGCCUCCACAUCAUGUGUGGAGUCCCAGUCUUCUGCUGGAUCACUGCUACAGUUCUGGAGCACAUGUUGACUGAACAGAGAGGAGAGCUGCCCAAGACCCUGACUGACCUGUACUCACACUUCCUGCUGGUUCAGACAAAGAGGAAGAAGAACAAGUACCAUGAGGGACAUGAGACGAGUCCACAGGAGCUGACGGAGGCUGACAGGGAAGUUCUUCUGAAGCUGGGGAGGCUGGCGUUUGAACAUCUGGAGAAAGGAAACAUCAUGUUCUACCAAGAAGACCUGGAGCAGUGUGGUCUUGAUGUGACAGAGGCCUUGGUGUACUCAGGAGUUUGUACAGAGAUCUUCAAAAGAGAGAGUGUGAUCUUCCAGAAAACAGUCUACUGCUUUGUUCAUCUGAGCGUUCAGGAGUUUCUGGCUGCAGUCUACAUGUUCCACUGUUUCACCAACAGGAAGACACAGGUACUGAAGAAGUUCCUGGGAAAUAAAUAUGUUGAUUCAACCCUGGAUGUCUUCCUGAAUGAAGCAGUCAAAAAAUCUCUGAGAAGUAAAAAUGGCCACCUGGACCUGUUUGUUCGCUUCCUUCAUGGCCUCUCUCUGGAGUCCAACCAGAGACUCUUAGGAGGUCUGCUGGGUCAGACAGAGAACAGUCCAGAAAUCAUCCAGAUAGCCAUCAACAACCUGAAGAAGAGGAAGACCAAAGCAUCUCCUAACAGAAGCAUCAACAUCUUCCACUGUCUGAUGGAGAUGAACGACCACUCAGUUCAUCAGGAGAUCCAAGAGUUCCUGAAGUCAGAGAACAGAUCAAAGAAGAGACUCUCUAUGAUCCAGUGCUCAGCUCUGGCCUACAUGCUGCAGAUGUCAGAGGAGGUUCUGGAUGAGUUUGACCCAAAGACGUACAACACAUCAGAGGAGGGACGACGGAGACUGAUCCCAGCUGUGAGGAACUGCAGGAAGGCUCGACUUGGUGGUUGUGGACUCUCAGAGACUGACUGUGAAGUCGUGGCCUCAGCUCUGAAGUCCAACCCCUCCCAUCUGAGAGAACUGGACCUGAGUGACAACAAAGACCUGAAGGAUUCAGGAGUGAAGCUGGUCUCUGCUGGACUGGAGAGUCCAAACUGCAGACUGGAGACUCUGAGGUUGGAGUCCUGCAGGUUGUCAGAGAUCAGCUGUUCUUCUCUGGUCUCAGCUCUGAAGUCCAACCCCUCCCAUCUGAGAGACCUGGACCUGAGUGACACUUGGAAGCUGCAGGAUUCAGGAGUGAAGGAUCUGUGUGGUUUUCUGCAGAGUCCAGACUGUAGACUGGAGACUCUGAGGUUGAAGUGCUGCUGUUUGUCAGAGAUCAGCUGUUCUUCUCUGGCCUCAGCUCUGAAGUCCAACCCCUCCCAUCUGAGAGAACUGGACCUGAGAGGAAACUACCUGCAGGAUUCAGAUGUGAAGGAUCUGACUGAUCUUUUGAAGAGUCCAGACCGUGGACUGGAGACUCUGAGGUUGGAGUCCUGCAGUUCGUCAAAGAUCAGCUGUUCUUCUCUGGUCUCAGCUCUGAAGUCCAACCCCUCCCAUCUGAGAGAACUGAACCUGAGUAACAACAACCUGCAGGAUUCAGGAGUGAAGGAUCUGUGUGGUUUACUGAGGAAUCCACACUGUAGACUGGAGACUCUGAGGUUGAGGGGCUGCGGUUUGUCAGAGAUCAGCUGUUCUUCUCUGGUCUCAGCUCUGAAGUCCAACCCCUCCCAUCUGAGAGAACUGGACCUGAGUCAAAACAAGCUGCAGGAUUCAGGAGUGAAGGAUCUGUGUGGUUUUCUGCAGAGUCCAGACUGUAGACUGGAGACUCUGAGGUUGAAGUGCUGCUGUUUGUCAGAGAUCAGCUGUUCUUCUCUGGUCUCAGCUCUGAAGUCCAACCCCUCCCAUCUGAGACAUCUGGACCUGAGUAACAACAAGCUGCAGGAUUCAGGAGUGAAGGAUCUGUGUGGUUUUCUGCAGAGCCCAGACUGUAGACUGGAGACUCUGAGGUUGGAGUCCUGCAGUUUGUCAGAGAUCAGCUGUUCUUCUCUGGUCUCAGCUCUGAAGUCCAACCCCUCCCAUCUGAGAGAACUGGACCUGAGUAACAACAAGCUGCAGGAUUCAGGAGUGAAGGAUCUGUGUGGUUUUCUGCAGAGUCCAGACUGUAGACUGGAGACUCUGAGGUUGAGUCUCUGCAGUUUGUCAGAGAUCAGCUGUUCUUCUCUGGUCUCAGCUCUGAAGUCCAACCCCUCCCAUCUGAGAGAACUGGACCUGAGUGACAACAAAGACCUGCAGGAUUCAGGAGUGAAGGAUCUGUGUGGUUUUCUGCAGAGUCCAGACUGUAGACUGGAGACUCUGAGGUUGAAGUCCUGUGGUUUGUCAGAGAUCAGCUGUUCUUCUCUGGUCUCAGCUCUGAAGUCCAACCCCUCCCAUCUGAGAGAACUGGACCUGAGUAAGAACAUUAACCUGCAGGAUCCACGAGUGAAGGAUCUGUGUGGUUUUCUGCAGAGUCCAGACUGUAGACUGGAGACUCUGAGGUUGGAGUCCUGCAGGUUGUCAGAGAUCAGCUGUUCUUCUCUGGUCUCAGCUCUGAAGUCCAACCCCUCCCAUCUGAGAGAACUGGACCUGAGGGGAAACAGCCUGCAGGAUUCAGGAGUGAAGGAGCUGUGUGGUUUUCUGCAGAGUCCACACUGUAGACUGGAGACUCUGAGGUUGGAGAACUGCAGUUUGUCAGAGAUCAGCUGUUCUUCUCUGGUCUCAGCUCUGAAGUCCAACCCCUCCCAUCUGAGAGACCUGGACCUGAGUAAGAACAAGAGGCUGCAGGAUUCAGGAGUGAAGGAUCUGUGUGGUUUACUGAGGAGUCCAGACUGUAGACUGGAGACUCUGAGGUUGGAGUCCUGCAGUUUGUCAGAGAUCAGCUGUUCUUCUCUGGGCUCAGCUCUGAAGUCCAACCCCUCCCAUCUGAGAGAACUGGAUCUGAGUAACAACAAGCUGCAGGAUUCAGGAGUGAAGGAUCUGUGUGGUUUUCUGCAGAGUCCAGACUGUAGACUGGAGACUCUGAGGUUGAGUCUCUGCGGUUUGUCAGAGAUCAGCUGUUCUUCUCUGGUCUCAGCUCUGAAGUCCAACCCCUCCCAUCUGAGAGAACUGGACCUGAGUAACAACAACCUGUAUGAUUCAGGAGUGAAGGAUCUGUGUGGUUUACUGAGGAGUCCACACUGUAGACUGGAGACUCUGAGGUUGAGUCUCUGCAGUUUGUCAGAGAUCAGCUGUUCUUCUCUGGGCUCAGCUCUGAAGUCCAACCCCUCCCAUCUGAGAGACCUGGACCUGAGUCUCAACAACCUGCAGGAUUCAGAUGUGAAGGAUCUGACUGAUCUUUUGAAGAGUCCAGACUGUCGACUGGAGACUCUGAGGUUGGAGUCCUGCAGUUUGUCAGAGAUCAGCUGUUCUUCUCUGGUCUCAGCUCUGAAGUCCAACCCCUCCCAUCUGAGAGACCUGGACCUGAGUAACAAAGACCUGCAGGAUUCAGCAGUGAAGGAGCUGUGUGGUUUACUGAGGAAUCCACACUGUAGACUGGAGACUCUGAGGUUGGAGUCCUGCUGUUUGUCAGAGAUCAGCUGUUCUUCUCUGGUCUCAGCUCUGAAGUCCAACCCCUCCCAUCUGAGAGAACUGGACCUGAGUGACAACUGGAAGCUGCAGGAUUCAGGAGUGAAGGAUCUGUGUGGUUUUCUGCAGAGUCCAGACUGUAGACUGGAGACUCUGAGGUUGGAGUCCUGCAGGUUGUCAGAGAUCAGCUGUUCUUCUCUGGUCUCAGCUCUGAAGUCCAACCCCUCCCAUCUGAGAGAACUGGACCUGAGUAACAACAAGCUGCAGGAUUCAGGAGUGAAGGAUCUGUGUGGUUUUCUGCAGAGUCCAGACUGUAGACUGGAGACUCUGAGGUUGAAGAACUGCAGUUUGUCAGAGAUCAGCUGUUCUUCUCUGGUCUCAGCUCUGAAGUCCAACCCCUCCCAUCUGAGAGACCUGGACCUGAGUAAGAACAACAAGCUGCAGGAUUCAGCAGUGAAGGAUCUGUGUGGUUUUCUGCAGAGUCCAGACUGUAGACUGGAGACUCUGAGGUUGGAGUCCUGCAGUUUGUCAGAGAUCAGCUGUUCUUCUCUGGUCUCAGCUCUGAAGUCCAACCCCUCCCAUCUGAGAGAACUGGACCUGAGUCACAACUACCUGUAUGAUCCAGCAGUGAAGGAUCUGUGUAGUUUUCUGCAGAGUCCAGACUGUAGACUGGAGACUCUGAGGUUGAAGAACUGCAGUUUGUCAGAGAUCAGCUGUUCUUCUCUGGGCUCAGCUCUGAAGUCCAACCCCUCCCAUCUGAGAGAACUGGACCUGAGAGACAACUACAACCUGUAUGAUUCAGGAGUGAAGGAUCUGUGUGGUUUUCUGCAGAGUCCAGACUGUAGACUGGAGACUCUGAGGUUGAAGAACUGCAGUUUGUCAGAGAUCAGCUGUUCUUCUCUGGGCUCAGCUCUGAAGUCCAACCCCUCCCAUCUGAGAGACCUGGACCUGAGUAACAACUGGGAGCUGCAGGAUUCAGCAGUGAAGGAUCUGUGUGGUUUUCUGCAGAGUCCAGACUGUAGACUGGAGACUCUGAGGUUGAAGAACUGCAGUUUGUCAGAGAUCAGCUGUUCUUCUCUGGGCUCAGCUCUGAAGUCCAACCCCUCCCAUCUGAGAGAACUGGACCUGAGAGACAACUACAACCUGUAUGAUUCAGGAGUGAAGGAUCUGUGUGGUUUUCUGCAGAGUCCAGACUGUAGACUGGAGACUCUGAGGUUGAUGAGCUGCAGUUUGUCAGAGAUCAGCUGUUCUUCUCUGGUCUCAGCUCUGAAGUCCAACCCCUCCCAUCUGAGAGACCUGGACCUGAGUAACAAUGAAGACCUGAAUGAUUCAGCAGUGAAGCCUCUCUGUGAUCUUGUGGAGGACCCAGACUACAGACUGCAGACUGUGAGGAAGUGAGGAUGAGCUGAGUCCUGAUGAUCCAGAUGUUGAAGCAGCAGCAGCAGCUUGUGUGUAGAGAGGCUCUGACUGGACCAUGUUACUGGGAGGUAGAGUGGAGAGGAGAGCUUCAUCCAGCAGUGACUGACAGAGGAAUCAGAAGAAGCAGUCUGAACUGAUCUGAGAACAGCUCCACUGUCAGACACAGAGUCCAGUCCACCAUCAUCCCUGUGUGUUCCUCUGGAUCUGACAGAGCAGCAUCAGUGUGUCUGGAUGUUGAGUCACAGAAAUCAGCUGAUUCUCUGUUUGACUGAGCUUCACACAGAGACCAGAUCCCCCUGAAAGGACUUGAACUCAGUUGAACUCAGACUGUUGUAGUUCAUCAAGUGUCAGGAUUUAAUGAAUCAUUGAUUAACUGCACGUUAAAUCACUUUAUGAGAAAUAAUGUGCCUUCACUCUGACUGCUCUUCAGUUCUGCUGUUUUAUAGCAGAAUAAUAAUUCAGUGUAAAUUCAGAUGGAGAUUUAUUUGUUAACUAAAAACGCUCAGUGAAGCUGUCAGUCAUGUUUCAGGUUGUUUCUGGUUGGAUGGAGCCGUAACAACCUCCACCAAUCAGAGGCUGAGUGCAGCCUGACAGGUAAAACCCAGGACUGGAUAAACCCACAGAGCUGUGGCUGCUGCUUGUAAAGGUUGUUGCUGCAGAUGUACGGUAGUAAAGAGAAAUGCAGGUGUAUCAGAGGACACUGCUAAAAGGUUUUGGUGAGGAAAUGACAGAGUCAUUUAAAUGCUCUGCAGCUCUGUUCCUCUGUCAUCAGCACUGAGCUGCUUUGUUCAUUGACAUUAGACGUCAGAUUUGAUUUGAUUUCAGAAACACUUUAAUCUUAACCUUCAGAAAGUGGAUCAUAUCAGCCCAGUUCUCAGGUCUUCACACUGACUUCCUGUCUGUCAGAACUCAUUUAAAUGUCCUGCUGUUGGUUUAUAAGACACUGAAGUUUAGGACCAACAUACUAAACCUGGACCAGCAGCAUUCAGUUUUUAUCUCUACAUGUGGAACAGACUCCCAGAGAACUGCAGGUCUGCUGAAACAUGAAAACCAGUGCUGAAGACCUCUGUUCACCACUGAGUUUAUUAUUGAUGAAAAUCACUUAUUUCCUGCUCUGCACUGUGACUUUUACUCUUCAGUUUUUAUUUUCUGAUCCACUCUUAUAUUUCUCAUUGCUUUAUAUUGUCUUUACAUUUUGUCUUGUUGACUGUUAUAUCUCAUUCAAAGCACUUUGAAUCAUCUUUUUGAAAUGUGUCAUAUAAAUAAACUUGUCUUGGUUGA